CUAUAGCAAAUCUCCAUGGCAAUGACCCUAAUCGGGGAAGGGGGGAUGCAGGGGGACGCAUGCUCAGAGUGAAUGCUGGAGUCUCGCCUGCUCGUUUCAGCUGCUCCACGGGUGAAGAGAAAGCUCAGGCUGGGAAGAGAGCUCGAAUUACUGACACGAGCGAUGGCGUUGCCUUCUGCCUGGAGUGCGAUGCGUUUGGUGAUCCCCUUCAUCUCGGUGCUGGGCCUGCUAAGCGUGAGGCUUGUGGGGGCCAGCCAGGACUCGGGGAGUGUCAUUCCUGCUGAAAGCCGUCCCUGCGUUGACUGCCAUGCGUUUGAGUUCAUGCAGAGGGCGUUGCAGGACUUAAAGAAGAUGGCGUAUAACCUAGACACGCGGACAGAAACCCUCCUCCUGAGAGCAGAGAAGAGAGGCCUGUGCGACUGCUUUCCUGCCAUGCACUGAAAUGAGCUCUGGGAUUAGGCCAAUGGACAUGUAUUAUGCAUUCAUUUUCAAAAGGCUGUUGAAGAAAUUACAGGAGGGUACAGAGAAGAAACACCACAAGAAAACAAUUUUUAUCCAAACAGAUACAGCCCCGUUAGCUCAUUUUGCCAUUAAUGUUUUGUCAGUACUUAUGUCACAGUGCAUUUGCUGCAGUGUCAAAAGAAGGAGAGGCAUUAGUGUCUCAUGUAAGUGUAAGGGCAGCAUCUCACUUUCCUGCUGUUUCAUGCCAAAAAUCGACCUUAGACUCUCAGGCCAACCCCUCAGCUUAUGUAAAUUGCCACAGAUCUGUCAUAGUAAGCAGAGUCAAAUUCUUUUAUAUAUUUACGUUACAAGUGCAUCCCUAAAGAGAAAAUGAAGCUGCUUUGCAGUGAUGCCCUGCUGUAAAUUUGCAAACAGGCACUUGUGCUUUUAUACAGAAAUUAGUAGUUGUCAGUGCCUGCCUGGCAGCCCACAGGAGGUAUUUGUUCCCAAUUGUAUCAAUAAUCCAGUGCACAGCAAACAGUAAUCUGUACCCAGCGCUUGUUUCUUCAGAGCCACACAGUAGCUGUGAUCUUUUUGGAGGGAUUUAUUCAGUAUCCAAAGCGAUCGCUAACGUUUAUAAUCACAUGAAUGCUGCCUGGCAAUAGAACUGAUUGUGUCUGCCAAAAUCUUCUGGAGAAGUGUCUUUCAUUAAGCAAAUCACAGCCUGGGCUGUACCACUCUCACUGGCCAGUAAUAGAUAGCAUUAGAAUGCGCUCUGGCAAAGUAACUUGAAAGGCUGCUUGUUCUCAGUAAGGAAAAGCAUCCUUCUGCCUUCAUUUUAAGUAGGAAUUUUGUUGUCCUUUGUAGUAUUUCAGAAAAACCCUUUAUAGGUCGUCAGGACCCUGCUUGUAUAAAAGGGAAAGCAUCGUGAUGCUGCAACACAUUGCCUCUAGAAGCAUUACAAUCCACUGAAGCACUGGAAACUGGCUGAAGGGAAGCUAGAGAGUCUCAUAAUGGAGUGGUUUAUUUGACAACUCAAACAGCGGGCGUAACACAACUACUUUCAGAUGCCAGCCUUAGGUUGCUUUACUCCCACUUCAAUUUGAACAUAAGCAACGCACAGAUCUAGAACUGAUUCUUGGCAGGAGGGAGGAUUUCAGCAUGGAAGCUGUGAGUUUUUCAGCACAGCUCACUUCCUGGGGACAGCAGCAUGUCUGUGGUCUUGUAUCGCUGUUGUGCAUGCUUAUUCUGCUGGUACCUUAAAGAACGGGGCAAAGUCCUGUUAGCAAAUGCUGGGAUGGGGGGGGGGGGGUUGAUUUAUUUUUGGCUGUGUUUUUAUUUAGAAAAGUGAUUGCACACAGCUGAGUUUUGAUAUGAAGCUUAUUAUGAUAGAGGUGGGAUGACUGAUGGGUGGGUGGCUCCCAAAGGGAUCAGGGACACUGCAAGUUUGCAGCUGUGACAGCAGUGAUGAGAUGUACUCCUCUUUGUCUACGAUAAUAAAGAUUCAAGAUGCAUUGCA
Molecule: messenger RNA, 1960 nt
Organism: Coturnix japonica (Japanese quail)
Lineage: Eukaryota; Metazoa; Chordata; Aves; Galliformes; Phasianidae
Gene: NICOL1
Product: NELL2 interacting cell ontogeny regulator 1
Source: RefSeq, a predicted model, not a curated record